This is a messenger RNA of Spodoptera litura, 2247 nucleotides long. Its product is annotated as inhibitor of growth protein 2. Gene Ontology annotation, biological process: positive regulation of DNA-templated transcription. Gene Ontology annotation, cellular component: nucleus. NCBI's taxonomy places the organism in Eukaryota, Metazoa, Arthropoda, Insecta, Lepidoptera, Noctuidae. The record is from RefSeq and is a predicted model, not a curated record.
GAACGUCAAACUCGCUAUGACAAAAAAACGUAAUGGUUUCGUUUCCGAACGCGAAAUGAUGCUUUGACGGGACGGCUGUUGAAUGCAGUGGACUUGUUAUUCGCUUUCAAAGUGAUUUAUUCGUUUCUCUUGUUUUAUCACUAUGAAAACUGUGCUUAUUCUUUAACCAUGUUGAAUCAAACAUCAACUGAGGCGUUGCUCUCAGCAACUUACGUCGAGAACUACUUAGAUUGUGUUGAAAAUCUUCCGAAUGACCUGCAGAGGCAUUUAUCGCGUAUGCGAGAGCUUGACGUAACAUACAGAGAAUGCCUUCGGGAAGCUGAGAAGCACUUAGCAGUAUGUAUAGGACCCAACACAGACGAACGUCGCCGAAGCCGCGCGGCUUUGCGGCUGCAAACAGUGCUAGUAGCAGCUCAGGAGAUAGGCGACGAGAAACUACAAGUUGUACAGAUACUACAAGACCUAAUUGACAACAAACAAAGGUCACUUGAUGCAGAUCAUAAAAAACUAUUAUCUUGCCUGGAGGUGAAGACAAAUGGUACAGUGAAAGAAGAUCCCGCUCCAGCCCCAGAAGCUAUCAGAACUGUGGAGAAAGAGACCCCAGCACCAGUGGUUACACCACAGCAUGCACCACCUCCUCCACCGCCUGAACGAAGCAAUGAAAAGGAAAAAGAGAAAGUUGACCGAGACAAGUCCGGAGGUGAACGUUGGUCAAAACGCGCACGACGCUCACGAACAACGGCAGGUGCAGCCACAGACGGAGCAGAUUCCAGUGAACGAGACAGUGAAAGGCACGCCCACAACACCACACACAAGAAAGGUAUCGGCAAAAAGAAAAAGCGUAAAGCACGUCAAGCAGCACAACGUUCAGAAACACCGCCCGAAGAGACAGAUGCUAUCGACCCUGACGAGCCGCGGUACUGUCUUUGCGACCAGAUAUCAUUCGGCGAGAUGAUCCUUUGUGACAAUGAUCUCUGUCCCAUUGAGUGGUUCCACUUCUCAUGCGUCUCACUCUCGACGAAACCUAAAGGAAAGUGGUUCUGUCCAAAGUGCCGUGGCGAUAGACCCAACGUCAUGAAACCUAAAGGACAAUUCUUAAAAGAGCUAGAACGGUAUAACAGGGAGAAAGAGGAGAAAGCAUAGUCUCGUUAGAUACCUAGGUUUAAGGUUCAUGUGGAUUUGAAAUCAGUGAAUACAACUGCAAUACACGAUGGUGCUUGUGGUAGGUAUCAAAUUGUGAUAAAUUAACUUAAGACCUUCAAUUAAGUAGCUAUAGUGGGAGUGUAAGCUGCUAGUGAUAUCCUGACCCCUGCAAGUUCCAAUAUUUUAAAUGAAAUAUUAAAGUAUUCACUUGUUUCUAGUCCAUGUAUAGGCAAUAUGCCUAGAACACUUUCAAGUAUUGAAAUGUGAUUUAAAUUUUAUGAAUAUUGAGUUCUUUCUAUGUGACGUGUGGUCGUAACAGUAAGUUGCGAUAUUAAUUGAUGUAUGACUAGUUGAAUCUCCACAACAGUUCAAGAUAGAAGUAAACGAAUCUAUGUUGUAAUUGACUCCGCGAUUUGACGAAAUGUUGUAAAUAUAUUAGUUAUGUAAUUGUCAAAUACGGAACUUUAAGUACAGUACGGCAUAACUUAGAUACGCAAUAUGGCAACUUUGAAUAGAAAGCAUUCUGUAUAAAAUAGUUGCAAACAGAUUUAAUUUCUUACAUUAAAUAAGUUAUAUUCAAUAUAAGGAUUAAUAAAUAAUGCAUAGUGGUUUUAUUGUAAUAUCUACAUUAAUCUGUACCGCAGUUGAAACAAUAAAUAUUUAUUAUUUUCUAAAUUCAAUAAACCAGUUUCUUCAUAGUCUGUGUUUGUUAUUCACGAAAUUUGGAGAGUCCCGCUAUCAGUACUUUUUAUUAUGAUUAUUUUAUAGAUUAGAUAUGGGUGCACAUGUAUCGCAGUAGUAUCUUUAGCGUAACCUCGAAAUUUAUAUUACGUUAACUACUGCCUCAAGAAAAUGUCAAUAAAACACGAUUUCUCCAUUAGUGAUAUACAUGUAUGCCUUGUCGUCAAUUCACACGAUAAAGAUUUAUCAUCGUGCAUUAUCAAUCAAAAUUAUAUGACAACAAUUAAAUAGAGGAAAAAUAUGCUACAACUUUAUACCUCUACUAGCCCCAUCUAAUCUACAAAGUACAAUGAAACCUAAAAAUAUGGACACUCAAAAACAUCCUAAUCUGUUCGCCCGCAAUAAAGUAGCCACUGAGAUGGA